Molecule: messenger RNA, 2147 nt
Organism: Bradysia coprophila
Lineage: Eukaryota; Metazoa; Arthropoda; Insecta; Diptera; Sciaridae
Product: elongation factor 1-alpha 1
Biological process (GO): translational elongation
Molecular function (GO): GTPase activity; GTP binding; translation elongation factor activity
Source: RefSeq, a predicted model, not a curated record
AGGAAACACUACCACAUAUCCCCUCCACAUUAUAUUUCAUUCGCACCGUCUUCGUAAUUUUUCUUACAACCUCUCGUUCACUUUGUCACAGUCUCUAGCCGCAUUUGGAUACACAUUUAGCGCAGCUCUUGAAAACGAAAUCUAUCCACGAUGGGAAAAGAAAAGAUUCAUAUCAAUAUUGUCGUCAUCGGGCAUGUCGAUUCCGGUAAAUCAACAACAACCGGUCACUUGAUCUACAAGUGCGGUGGUAUCGACAAGCGUACCAUCGAAAAAUUCGAAAAGGAAGCCCAGGAAAUGGGUAAAGGUUCCUUCAAAUACGCGUGGGUUUUGGAUAAAUUGAAGGCCGAACGUGAACGUGGUAUCACCAUUGAUAUUGCCUUGUGGAAAUUCGAAACUUCAAAAUACUACGUAACCAUCAUUGAUGCCCCCGGACAUCGUGAUUUCAUCAAGAACAUGAUUACUGGUACGUCACAAGCUGAUUGUGCUGUGUUGAUCGUAGCUGCUGGUACUGGUGAAUUCGAAGCUGGUAUCUCAAAGAACGGACAGACUCGUGAGCACGCUCUUUUGGCCUUCACCCUCGGUGUCAAGCAAUUGAUCGUCGGUGUUAACAAAAUGGAUUCCACUGAACCACCGUUCAGCGAGAACCGUUAUGAGGAAAUCAAGAAGGAAGUGUCGUCUUACAUCAAGAAAAUCGGUUACAAUCCAGCUGCUGUUGCUUUCGUACCAAUUUCGGGAUGGCACGGUGAUAACAUGUUGGAACCAUCAACCAACAUGCCAUGGUUCAAGGGAUGGAAGGUCGAACGUAAGGAAGCCAACGGUGAAGGCAAGUGCUUGAUCGAAGCUUUGGACGCUAUCCUUCCACCAUCCCGUCCAACCGACAAAGCUCUCCGUCUUCCACUCCAAGACGUAUACAAAAUCGGCGGUAUUGGAACAGUGCCAGUCGGUCGUGUCGAAACUGGUGUCUUGAAACCGGGUACCGUUGUCGUCUUCGCUCCAGCUAACAUCACCACUGAAGUUAAGUCCGUUGAAAUGCAUCACGAAGCUCUCACUGAAGCCGUUCCCGGAGACAAUGUUGGUUUCAACGUCAAGAACGUAUCCGUUAAGGAAUUGCGUCGUGGUUACGUUGCUGGUGACUCAAAGGCCAAUCCACCAAAGGGCGCCGAAAACUUCACCGCUCAAGUCAUCGUCCUCAACCAUCCCGGUCAAAUUUCCAACGGUUACACACCAGUGUUGGAUUGUCACACCGCUCACAUUGCUUGCAAGUUCGCCGAAAUCAAGGAAAAGGUUGACCGUCGUUCGGGCAAAUCGACCGAAGACAAUCCAAAAGCCAUCAAGUCCGGUGAUGCUGCCAUUGUCAUCCUUCAACCAUCCAAACCAUUGUGUGUCGAAUCCUUCCAAGAAUUCCCACCGUUGGGACGUUUCGCCGUUCGUGAUAUGAGACAGACCGUUGCCGUUGGUGUCAUCAAGUCCGUAGUGUUCAAGGAUGCUAGCGGUGGUAAAGUAACCAAGGCCGCCGAAAAGGCCACCAAGGGCAAGAAAUAGCUACCCAAUCUGAAUGACCAACUUAACACGCUAUUAUUAACAUCCAGAUGGUUUAUGAAAAAAUGUCAUUGCUUCCAUCGUAAAGAAUUUCGCAGGAAAAACAACUCAUUCCGUAUUUUACAAGAAAAUAUAUUCUACUCAGCCUUUUUUAUGAUAAAAUGAAAUUAUUAAAUUAUUCUACGAAUCAAAGGAAUUUAUAUAUUUUUUCUAUAUAUAAAUGCACAUGCGCUCUCAAGAAAACAUAAAGAUGAAACAAAACAAUUGUAAAGAGCAAGCAGAAAAUAUUUUUUUUUGUAAUAUCGAAAAACACCUUGAUCCCAUGUAAAAUAGUUUUUUCAAGAGUAAUUUUUCUCUCCAUUUAUUUACACAAUUAAAGAAAAGCAAAACAGAGAGAGGUGGUAAACAUUCAAUUUAUAUAUGCAGUGCAUAAAUCGCAUUUAGGUAGUAGAACAAAUUUAAUUAAAGAAAAAAUAAGAGCGAAUGAAGUUAAAUCACCAAAAUUUAAAUUAACCAGGACAAGCAAAGGAAAGAAUUUUAACGAUGCACAUUUUUGUAAGUAAAUCAUUUGAUAAAAAUAAAAGAAAAAAAAAUUUGAGGAAGCUAAA